Messenger RNA from Parnassius apollo (apollo), 687 nucleotides. Lineage: Eukaryota; Metazoa; Arthropoda; Insecta; Lepidoptera; Papilionidae. The record is from the annotation of a GenBank genome assembly.
AUGACGGACAAGGGGGGAACCCCCCCACCUCCCCGAGGACCACCAGAUAGGCGACCAGGGGUUUUGGACAGACCGCUCAUGGAAAGAAAUCUAUUCGAUCCCGAGAAGUUACGAGUCAUCCCCCCGGUCAGCCAAAUCCCUAGACGAAUCGGAAGUCCACCACUUAGUCCCACACCCAUUACCAGCCGGGCUAUUAGGACACUAAGCCACGAAUUGGCAACCACAUCCCACCUCGCAGUCAAACGAGCACCACAAACAGAAUCCGACGAACUCCAAGACGAAAAGAGGCCCAAACCAGGGUCACGCACACCGUCAUCAGAUGAAGAAUCAGAUUCAUCUACUCCACCACCUACUCCGGAAAAGGAAUUGGAUGCUCCUAUAACAAGACAUAUCAACCCUCCAAAAUUACCGUCACCAACAAAGACCCUGACGGACAUCCCAACUGAGACCCAAGAAAUGGACGCAGAACCCGUGCCGGGACCAUCGACAGCCCCAGACACGUAUGCACGUAUAGCGGCCGCGCCCAAAGCGACGCGACCACCAUCUCCACGAACAACGGGACCAACACCACCCAUUGAAACACCAACAGCGGCAAACAAACAAAUCAACCCCGAGAACAAUACCAGCGAAGAAAGACAACAAUCGCCACACCCGCCACACAAACCCCAUAUGUACCAACCACCGUAG